Gastrolobium bilobum is the source of this 1545-nucleotide messenger RNA. RefSeq names its product telomere repeat-binding factor 2-like. The transcript has 7 exons. The coding region runs from base 257 to 1141 and encodes 294 amino acids. Gene Ontology annotation, molecular function: double-stranded telomeric DNA binding. The record is from RefSeq and is a predicted model, not a curated record. Lineage: Eukaryota; Viridiplantae; Streptophyta; Magnoliopsida; Fabales; Fabaceae. Gene Ontology annotation, biological process: nucleosome assembly. Gene Ontology annotation, cellular component: nucleosome.
AUUUAUUUUUUCUCGGUCGAAUAGAACAUUUAUGUCUCUUUCUUCUCAGUUUCUUGGCAAAAUCAUUAGGAUUAAUUCGUUUUCUCUGUUUGUAAAUACUUAAACUUUUCCCAAUUCUCACCAUCGCCCAGUGAUUUGUCAGAUUUCUCUUGUUCAAAGUUGCACAUGUAGAAGAGGGAAGGACUGAGCUUCCAAACUUUCCUCUAGAGUAGAGGCAAGGAUUAGACUGUCAUAAUAAGCUGCCAGCUUUCCUUCAAUGGGUGCUCCUAAGCAGAAAUGGACUGCAGAAGAAGAAGCAGCUCUGAAAGCUGGAGUAGUCAAACAUGGGGCAGGAAAAUGGCGCACUAUACUUACAGACCCAGAGUUCAGUGCCAUUUUGCGCAUGCGUUCAAAUGUAGAUCUCAAGGAUAAAUGGAGGAAUAUAAAUGUGACAGCAAUAUGGGGAUCCCGGCAGAAGGCAAAGCUUGCCCUUAAAAGGAACCUACCAGCCCCCAAAAUUGACAAUAAUAAUUUGGCCUUGAGUACAGUUGUUCAACAUGAUGAAGUUCUCGAUACUAAGCCCCUAGCAGUUUCUGGUGGAACAUUGCAAUCUCCUAAUUCAAAAGAACAAAUGUCAAGGUUGUUGGAUAAUCAUGUAUUACAGGCUAUUGUCAAUAUGAAGGAGCCAAGGGGUUCUGAUAAGGCUGCCAUUGCUUCUUAUAUAGAGGAAAAGUAUCGGUCUCCACCAAACCUCAGAAAGUUACUGUCAUCAAAACUGAAGCAUAUGGUAGCAAGUGGCAAAAUAAUCAAGGAAAAACAUAAGUUCAAGAUUGCACCGAAUUCAGCAGUCUCUGAGAAAAGAAGAUGCUCCUCCUCGCUACUUCUGGAAGAUAAGCCCAAAGAUUCUCCAGAAGCGGAAAAGACUGAUGUCAACAUUCUUUCAAAAUCCCAAAUUGAUGCAGAGCUUUCAAAAGUGAAAGGCAUGACAGCUCAAGAGGCGGCUGCUGCAGCUGCAAAAGCAGUUGCGGAGGCAGAAGUUGCCAUUGCACAGGCUGAGGCAGCGGCCAGGGAGGCAGAGGCUGCUGAAGCUGAGGCUGAGGCUGCUCAAGUGUUUGCAAAAGCAGCAAUGAAGGCGCUAAAAUGCAAAAUGCUUCAUAUUUGAUGGUGUGGACUUCUGCUUGUUCAUCAUCAGUAGAAUUGGCUUGAGAUAAUAGUUCUGCUGCUGCGCUUCCUGCCUUUUCUUAAAACUGUACAUAAUUUUCGGUUUGUAAAUCUGGAAUUUGCGUGAUGAUUCACGAAACAUUUUGUCAGGAGUCAGUAAUAGCUUAUAUUUUAUUUUCCCUUUUUCUUAUUUCUAAAGGAAGAAAAUUAGGGGAAGGUUACUAAGUACUUACGGUCACGGAAGAGUGGUAACAGCGAUGGAGUGCUGUAAUGGAAUGGUUGACAUCCACCGAGAGUAAAUUAAAGAAAACAAUUUUUAGUAUUGUUCCAAUAGCAAUAUGGAUUGUCGUUGCCAUGCAGAUUAUAUUUGCUAGAAUGAUUGUUCUAAGAUAUUGCUACAUUACU